Molecule: messenger RNA, 1055 nt
Organism: Megalobrama amblycephala (Wuchang bream)
Lineage: Eukaryota; Metazoa; Chordata; Actinopteri; Cypriniformes; Xenocyprididae
Exons: 6
Coding region: 288-1055 (255 amino acids)
Source: RefSeq, a predicted model, not a curated record
AUUAGGGAUUUGUCGCCACGCAUCGCUUCGCUCGCGCCCGCUGUAGAAAGUCUAUAAGCUACUACUUCCCCUUUGAAAGUGAACCAGUUGAUCAGCUUGAAUCGUGCAGUGCAGAGGCUGACAGCUCACAUGUUAAAACCUCACGGUUUUCCCUAAAGUUCAGUUGCUGAUUGGAGAGUCUCUCGCAGCCAUGUCACAGGAACAGCCAGAGCCAAUGGAUACUGAUCCAAUAUGACUUAUAUACAGCAGGCGCAGAAGUUCAAGACUCUGUAAUAACUCAGGAUGACAUGAAGCAUCAAAACGUCAAAAUGGAUCAGCUAUACUUACAGCCAGAAGAGGACAUUUAUACAGCUGGAGAUGAAAGGCCACAGCCUUCAGCACCACUGGAUAUCGCCAAAGUUAUAAUCAAAGUGGACUGGAGCGAACCAUUUCCAGACAGAUGGAGAGCAACAUUACAGAAAGCCCUUCAGAGCUGUUUGCUCAGACUGGAAGGAAAAGCAUCUGUCCUCAGCCUUAAACUCAUGGAUGAUCAGUCCUGUGCAGAGGUGCAGAUAACUCCAUCAACAGCUCUAGAAGCUUUAAAAAAGCUCAGGUCUAUACCUUUGAGGUUUAAACAUGAAAAUAAGGAAGUGACUGCAUGGAUUUGUCCGGAUGAAACACAGUGUGUGACUGUACCAUGCCAGACGUCCAUGCUGUACGAGAAUCUAAUUCCCUCAUCAAAGGUGAUCGGCUCUAUGCCUGUGACUGCAGCAUCAGAAGACACAAACAAUGUUGAGGACGUCACUGCAUCUAAUAGAGCUCUAAAUGAAGCUGAGACCACUAACACUGAUGAAAUGAGCCCUGAGACACCAGCUGGAUUCACCCUCCCUCUCUAUCAGUUCUGGUACAUGCAUCACGCUUACAGAAAGGAGUUAGAACAAUUUGAGAAACAGCAUGGAGUCUCUAUUUGUGCAGAAGUGUCCGUCUCAAUCAAACAUAUCCAGAGAUCAAGCCCUGAUUCUGUGUCUGAAAACCACUGCAGACUUUCAGACACUUGUUCAGAGAUGUACAGAUAG